AUGCAGCUCCAAUUCAUUCUUACUCUGAUAGCCGCGGCUGGUGUCGUCUCAGCACCUGUUCCCGUUGCUGAACCAGCUCCCCUUCUCGAAGCCCGUGAUGGCACAGCUAUCACCGGAAAAUACAUUGUCAAGAUGAAGGACGGAGGCCUCAUUGAUACCACCCAAAUCGCCCUCGCACUCCUCAAAAAAGACGCAAGCCAAGUUUUCAACUUUGGCAAAUUCCAAGGCUUCGCCGCUGAGAUGAGCGAUAGCGUUCUCAAUGUAAUGCGUCGCUUGCCAAGUUUCGAUUAUGUCGAGAGAGAUGCCGUUUUCCAGGCCAGCUGGGUGAACGAGGAUGUCGAUGUCGAUGUCGAGAAGAGGGCUGCAGUCACCCAGAACACCGCUCCCUGGGGCCUGGGACGCAUCUCCAAUGUCAAUCCUGGAAACUCGUCUUACACCUACGACAAUUCCGCUGGUGCCAACACAUGCUCCUACAUCAUUGACACAGGAAUCUACACUGCUCACCCUGAUUUCGAGGGCCGUGCCAUGUUCCUCGCAAACUUUGCCGACGAUGGCUCCAACAGCGAUGGCAAUGGACACGGCACCCACGUUGCAGGCACUGUCGGAUCAAAGACCUAUGGCGUGGCCAAGAAGACCAAGCUCUAUGCGAUCAAAGUCCUCAGCGACUCAGGUGCAGGCUCCAUUUCAGGUGUCAUGGCUGGCAUCGCUUUCGCUACCAACGACGCUAAGAGCAGAGGUUGUGCCAAAGGUGCAGUAGCCAACCUGUCACUUGCUGGGUCCAAGUCCGCAGUGUUGAACACUGCUGUUGCCCGAGCCGUCGCUGCUGGUCUCUUUGUGGCCGUUGGUGCUGGCAACGCAGGUACCGAUGCCAGCAACACAUCUCCCGCCUCCGAAGCUACCGCCUUCACUGCUGGCGCCACCGACUCUUCUGAUAACUUCGCCUCCUUCUCCAACUACGGUAGUGUCGUAGAUGGCCUCGCGCCCGGAGUUCUCAUUCUGUCCACUUCGAACACCGGCGGCACACAGGUUAAGUCUGGCACCUCUAUGGCUACUCCUCACGUCGCUGGUCUCGCCGCCUAUCUUCUCAGCCUGGAGGGUAAAAUGACUCCCAGUGCUCUUGCUGCCCGCAUCCAAGCGCUCUCUCAGAAAAAUAAGAUCAUCGGUGUACCUUCAGGCACCAACAACUAUCUCAUUUCCAACAUCAUCCAAUGA
Ascochyta rabiei is the source of this 1212-nucleotide messenger RNA. RefSeq lists its product as uncharacterized. Gene Ontology annotation, biological process: proteolysis. NCBI's taxonomy places the organism in Eukaryota, Fungi, Ascomycota, Dothideomycetes, Pleosporales, Didymellaceae. Gene Ontology annotation, molecular function: serine-type endopeptidase activity. The coding region runs from base 1 to 1212 and encodes 403 amino acids. The transcript has a single exon. The record is from RefSeq and is a predicted model, not a curated record.